Messenger RNA from Pocillopora meandrina, 11842 nucleotides. The record is from the annotation of a GenBank genome assembly. NCBI's taxonomy places the organism in Eukaryota, Metazoa, Cnidaria, Anthozoa, Scleractinia, Pocilloporidae.
AUGGAUCCAGGCAGCUUUGAAAACAUCAGGCGGGCUGUUAAAGAACAACAUUUCAAGGAUCGUAAGGUAGAGGCACUGAAAUCGAGCCUGUCUUGUGCUUAUGGAUAUCUAUCUGGCGAACAAGUCGCUCUACUUAUUGCCGAAUUUACGUUCGAUGAUGCGAAGUCGGAUGCUCUUGAUGCUUGUGCUCCCCGCAUUUACAGCAUUACAUGUUCUCAAGCUGCAUCUAUACUCCGUGCUUUCGACUUCAAAGAUCGCAGAAUGAAAGCUAUGGAAGCGAUCUCGCCCCACAUCACCGACAAUGACUUAUCAGCACUGGACAGCGCUUUUAAAUUUCCAGAUGAAAAAAGGAGAGCGAAGGAAAUUCUUAUGAAUCGUCGGCAACCGGGAUUUCCACCUCAACCAGGGCCAUGCCCGGGUGCGGGGUUUCCGGGUGCGGGGUUUCCGGCCCCGGGUUUCCCUGGGAUGCCAACACCCCAACCUGGAGCCUACCCACCACCAGUGCCAGGAGGCUCACCUUACCCUGGAUCAGCACCUUUUGGAGGAAUGGGAAAUCCUUAUGCAUAUCCUGGUCCUGGAGUGGGUCCUCCACCGUAUCCAACUGGCACGGCCCCACCUCCUCCACCUGAUGGUGGCCUUGGUGCUGUGGUGCAUGGAGUUCUAGGAGGCCUAUUAGGACCUCGCCAUCCACCCCACGGUAAUCACCCAUACCCGCCUCCACGCUGAACCGUCAGAAUGAGUGGUUAUACUUCACUGUUCUACUUCAAGACUGAUUUAAUUAACUUUGAUUUUUACUUUCAAACUGUUCCAGAUUCAAAAAAUCGCAAGUCAAGCUAACUAACAUAAGCAGUGUUUGUUGUCCUGCCUUUAAAGCUGUUUACAGUGGAACACCAAUAGCAAGAUUGACUGAGAACUGUUCAAACGGAUACCAAAUUUUAAAAUACUUUGCUCGAUUUUUAACUAUUUCGAAUACAACGAAUGUCAUCAUUUAGUGCCAUACGGUAGAUGGUUGACGAAGUAGCGGAGCGAACCUCUACUGUUGUGUUUCGAUACAUGAUAAUUCGUUUCACCUCGGGAUUUGUUUCGAACGAAUCAGUCCUUAGGGAGCAAACGUUUUUUAUUUUUAACCUUUUAGGCAGUGGUUUAUCUUGGUAUUAGUACUCCAUUCUAGAAGAACGAAAAUUAUAAUGCAGCAUAAUGGUAUUGAAUUAUUUAAAUUAAUGAAAUGAAAUGAGAUCGUUUCAGCUUCCUGCUGAGUCUGCUAAAUCAUUAACGUUAAAGAUACGUCUAUUUUUUUCAGGUGAACCUGUCCACGGUAGAAAGUCAAUGACGUAAUUAAGUCAAAUAAUUCUUUUCCCUUUUUUUUUUCUUCUUGUUUUAGGAACGCUUUUAAACGUCCCCGUUAGCUCUGUACCCUUGCACGUACAAAUCACCGAAUGUCACUCAUGUUAUCAGUGCAUCCCUUAAUUGUUGUCCAAAUUUUCAUCUAUGAUAAAAUCUAGUUGUCUAAAUACGAGAAUAAAAAUGAUAUUGUAGUCAAAGAUCGUCUUUGAUUAUACUAUUUUCUGUGCUUAUUUUGAAGCAAAACUUGUCGAAUAUGUAUUCGCCAUUUUUAAAAGUCAUUCAACCUGUAGUCACGCAAUAGUUAUCGGGGCAAACGGCACUUGGUCUGCAAGCAGGAAUUUCGUUACCAGCUUACAAUACCUGCUCAAAUAAAGCAACUUAUUUAGUCAUUUUGGGGGAGUAAUUCCAUGAAGUAAAAUCAAAUGCCGUAAAGUAGGGAGGACAGUGGGGUUGUGAUAUUGUGAUAUUGGACAAUAUUUCUUGCGGUAUCUGGAAUGCGGAUUUUUAUUGAAAAUUAUGCUCACAGCCCUCCUACCCUUUCCCCGAAAGGAAGGGGAAAUAUUUCAGUCAUUGUAAAGUAAACCUAAAACAUCUCUCAAUUCCUCUCGGCUCCAUCUGAUUUGUUUGCGGGUGGGUGUAUUAAAGAUAACACUUCGUCAGAAGUUUCAACAUAAUUCCUCUCACUUCUCGACUCAUAUGGACCUUACUGGAUAACCAGAGCGUUUUAACUUCUAAAAAAUAAAAUGGAAUUAUUAUUGCGUGAUAAUUCAACUGCAUAUCACAUGAAUAAGAAAUUUCGCGCCUAGAUGGCAAGCUAGAUUCCAGUUUUCCCCCUUUGAACAAUGCGAAAUGUGAGGAAUACACAUCUGAAGAAUACACUUAAUAGAGUGAGUAACUUCGUCCGUUGCUUAUAAACAAUAGGGGGCUAAAAUAAUCAGCCUUCUAUAUAAAAUGCAGUGCUUCUGCAGGGCAGCAAAAAGUCUGAAAAGAUACCUGGCUAGGUUACAUUAAAAAUAUACCUAUACCUAUUUUGGGGGAGUAAAUUCAUGAAGGAAAAUCAAAUGCCGUAAAGUAAGGGGGACAGUAGGGUUUGUGGUAUAGCGAUAUUGGACAAUAUUUCUUGCGGUAUCUGGAAUGCGGAUUUUUAUUGAAAAUUCUGCUCACAGCCCUCCACCGUUUUCCGGUCUUCGUUUGUUUUGGAAACGGGCUGAAACUGGACUUCAAACAGCAUGAAGAUUCUCGAAUCCGUCAUGCGAGUUUUAAUUGUUAUUUCUGUGUCCUUUUUCCCGAAACGUGACGUACCGAGGAGUGGUUUCGGGACGAUAUCGAGUUCUGUCCUCGCGAAGGUAUAUUAUUCCAAAAUCAAAUCAUCACUUAACAUUUGGAACAGUCGAUGAGUUUUCAUGGUUUUUUCUCGAAGGCCUGAUAAAUUUCUCUACCCUUUCCCUGAAAGGAAGGGGAAAUAUUUCAGUCAUUGUAAAGUAAACCUAAAACAUCUCUCAAUUCCUCUCGGCUCCAUCUGAUUUGUUUGCGGGUGGGUGUAUUAAAGAUAACACUUCGUCAGAAGUUUCAACAUAAUUCCUCUCACUUCUCGACUCAUAUGGACCUUACUGGAUAACCAGAGCGUUUUAACUUCUAAAAAAUAAAAUGGAAUUAUUAUUGCGUGAUAAUUCAACUGCAUAUCACAUGAAUAAGAAAUUUCGCGCCUAGAUGGCAAGCUAGAUUCCAGUUUUCCUCCUUUGAACAAUACGAAAUGUGAGGAAUACACAUCUGAAGAAUACACUUAAUAGAGUGAGUAACUUCGUCCGUUGCUUAUAAACAAUAGGGGCUAAAAUAAUCAGCCUUCUAUAUAAAAUGCAGUGUAAAAUAGUGCUUCUGCAGGGCAGCAAAAAGUCUGAAAAGAUACCUGGCUAGGUUACAUUGAAAAUAUACCUAUACCUAUUUUGGGGGAGUAAAUUCAUGAAGGAAAAUCAAAUGCCGUAAAGUAGGGGGGACAGUAGGGUUUGUGGUAUAGCGAUAUUGGACAAUAUUUCUUGCGGUAUCUAGAAUGCGGAUUUUUAUUGAAAAUUCUGCUCACAGCCCUCCACCGUUUUCCAGUCUUCGAUUGUUUUGGAAACGGGCUGAAACUGGACCUCGACCUAGAAUAAUCGGCCUUCUAUAUAAAAUGCAGUGUAAAAUAGUGCUUCUGCAGGGCAGCAAAAUGUCGGGGCUGUCCUGGUGUACCGGUACACAGGGGAAUUCCUAUUGUUUUCAUAUCCACACAUGGAGUUGUGACGCAGUUCGUUAAUGUUUCGUUCCUUUGUGUACCGGUACACGAGGACACAACCAAAAUGUCUGAAAAGAUGUCUGGCUAGGUUACAUUGAAAAUAUACCUAAAUUUGCUCCACUUUUUGUCACCUUGUAUCAGAAUGAAGGCCUCUGUCACAGCACUUGUGAUGUUCAUGCUAUUUAUGGACUUCAGUAAAGUUGCUUCCGUCUGGGAUCUCCGAAAUGUUAAUGUUCCACCAAGCCAUAUUCCUUAUUUUCUGAGGAAGAAAGCCGGUAAAAUGGGACUCUGCAGCAAUGGAGCUUGCCAGGUAAAUAUUUAGCUAAAAAAGUUGCCCAACUGAGUGUGAUGUACGUGUGAUGAAGAUUUAACUGUAUGAGUUACUAGCCUGUGGCCAACCAUAGCUUACUCUUCAGAUGUCAUCGCAAUUAUGUAUACAAGCAAUUUUAAAUCGGACGUCCAAAGUAUAUUGCAUGGGCGCUACUCUAUUGGCAAUUUUUCUCACCUAUCAGAUAUAAAGCCAAAACCGUGUUCGUUUUGGGUUUUUUGUUGUUGUUGUUGUUUGCAUUUUCCAGCAAUGCAAGCAGUGCCUUUGAUCCUAUUUGAAGUUCCCCUAAGUUCUAUAUGAAAUGAUAAUUUGUUCUCUAGAAAUUCUUGUUGAGCUGAAUUUCAUUAACCAGGAAACAAGUGUUAAGAAAGUGUUUUGUAUAUUAAGCAAGUAUUUUAUAUAUUAAUACUAAAUGUAACUGAAAUUUUAUUCUAAGGAUGGAGAAAACAUGCCAUGUUGGGGAUAUGAAGAUGAUUGUAAUCCACUGAAUCAGUUUUCCAAGCCACACUGUAUUCAUCUUCAUCAGUCUUGGUAAGUAUAAGUACAUAAUUUUGAUAUUGAAUGUCACUAGGGUAAAUAUAACUUUUAGUCAGUUCUUGAGGAGUGAGUCAGUUCAGGGUGUUUGUCUCCCAACUGUCUUUCUCGGUUGUUCAAAAUAAGUUGUGGAUUUGAAAAGAACAAUUUGUUGGAGAUAAAUUGGAAAUUUCUGCACAAGCUUCCUAGGAUAUAAAAACAAUAUCUUUCCAACUGAUAUCAAAGAAAAACAAAAUUCAUCUACAUGAACUGAAGAGCUCAAAUUCUGAAAUUCUUUGUGGAUCAUCUUCCCAAGUAGUUGUCUAUACAGCCUGGGUUACUUUGAUUAUCUUUGAAGAUCUUCAAACUUAACCCUUUUAACCCUAAGAAUCAGACUAACAUCUAAUUUCUCCCUACAAUGUCACUUCUGAAUCAAACAUUAAGGUCAUGAGAAUAAAGGAAAUGAUCAACAACUGAAGAUAUUUGUUACUGUUAAACAAAUUCUCUUUGUCAGCACCUUAAGAAAUAUAUAGAGAACUGUAUAGAGAAUAUACAUAAUGAUGUUUUGGGUGUAAAGGGCUAAAGUCUCUGGAAGUGGUCAUAUUGAAUAGAAUGACUGCAUGCUAUAGUUUUGACUUUACUCAAUAUUUAUCCUUUUGGGAAGUACUCUAGAUCAAAUGAUCUUUUUUUUAAUAUAUUGCAGCUUAUUCACUUGUAACGUUGUACAAUUGUUUUAAUUAAGGGCUAAAACUAUGGAGGAUCAAGUCCAGUUGUUUUGGGAACAAGGAGACUUUGGUUACAUCAAGAAAAUGAAAAGUCAAGUCAUGGAAUUGUGUCAGCCUAAGGAGCUGGUAUGGGUUCAAUUAAAUUAGUACAUCACAAAGUUUUGCUUCAAAAUUGAUUAAGGUUUAGUAGAAGUAUAACUUGAAUGUAUUUUUGUUUUUGGUAAAACAUUACAGGGAAGUCUUUGACUUUAAUUUAACUAUUUAUCACCAUUAUUUAUGUUUAUCAUAAUUGAUUUAUAGGGAGAUUCAUCAUUGACCUGCACUGCUAAUCUGUGGUACUGCCAUGCAACAAACAUAUAUUUUGAUUUAAAAAAUUUUAACCCAGAUGCUACCAAUGACAGGUUUGUUACAGCUUACCAUUGAGGUUCAAUUCACAACUUCAUUAUCAUAGACAGGUCAAAUAAUGAUCUCUAUAUUUUUAGUAUCUUUGCCCCUUUAGAUGAAGAUAACCUUGAAUUUUUCGUAUGGACCACUAAAGAUUGAGUUAUGACAAACCAAUUUUUUACUAUUGUUUUGUAUGAUGAUUCAGGUUUCGCGAAGAUGUGUUGAAAGAGGGGGAGGUUGGAGGUCACUGUCAUUUUAAGAAAGACUUACACAAGAAUCAGAAUGAAAACAAAAGUCCUCUGCAGUCAUGGUGAGUAAAGGAAAACCAGGUUGUGGUAGAAUUGCAUUUAUUGUGAACCCUUUACCUCUCAAGAUCUGGUUGUUCAUUCUCCCCUCUAGCCACUAAUUAUUUCCUAAUAAAUUGGUGACAAUAAUUCAGUGUUAGAUCAAGAUAACAACUUCUCCCUGAUUAGUUUGAGUUUUCUCAUUACCUGUCUGCUGAAUGAUGUCUGGAUAUUAUAUGGAGAAAUUACAUGUUAAUCACUUCUGAGAGUUAAAGAGUUGAUCACUGUUAAAUUUUUUGUUUAACUCUACAGGUUUGCUGAACUAGAGCACUAUACAUCACUUUCUGUUAAACCCUUACAGGCUGGACUUUGUGAUGUUAUAGUGAAUAGACCAACUGUUUUUAUGAAAUUGGAUGCAGGUACACAUUGCGUUGAAUCUGUUACAGUAAUCAUGCCACUCUAGACUGUGCAGUUAUGUAUUAACUAUGAAAUGUAAAUUUUGUGCUUCAGAAAGCAAACUGUAGCUUAUCAUGGACUUACAGUGAGUUUAUAGACUGCUGUUAACUCUACUGGUAUAUUCACUGAAGAUCCUGAUCCUUAAAAGAUAGUUUAUGUAUAAUUGAGUUAGUUUAACUCUUCUAAUUAAAGAUUAAUAGUCUUUGCCAUUCAAGAAAAAAGCUCCAGGAUUUAAAUCCUUUACUAUGAUGUUGUCUAACCCUUAAACUACCAAGAUCUGAUUGUCAAUUCUCCCCUGUAGCUGCUAGACAUUUCCUUUUGAAUUAGAUACAAGAAUUUGAUGUUAGAUCAAGAUAACUUUAACUUGAUAAGUUUAAGUAUUCUCAUUACCUGUUUGCUGGAUAAUGUUGAAUGCUAUGGGGAGAAGUUACAUGUAAAUCACCUGUGGGAGUGAAAUGGUCAACUGAUAGUCAGCACACUUAAUUAUACUUAAAUACCAGUUUCAUUAGCUUUGAUAUUUGGGUGAAAUUGUUUUUAUUUGAUGAUUUCAGGUAUCAACUUGUAUCAUCAUUUUUGUGACUUUGUGAACCUUUAUGUAACUCAGCACAUGAAUGGAAGUCUUAGCACUGAUAUCAAUAUUCUCAUGUGGGACACAGUAAGACAUUAUUUGUAUUGUAUUUGUAACCACACCUUUUGAUAAAUUCUGAUACAAUACAAAACACAUACUUUAGAUAAAAAUUAACUAAAAUCUGAGUGCAUGCAGGCCCUUUCUAAAAAGAGCAAUGUUAAUUUCCCUUGUAUGAUCUUGUUGUUUUAGAGUUCUCUUACAUACCGCGAUCUCUUCUCUGAAACAUGGAAGGCAUUUACCCAGCAUCGCAUUAUACGGUUAAGUGAAUAUGCUGGAAAACGGGUGAGUAUGAUAUAACAUGAAAUUGAAGAACAAGCAAGUAACAUUUUAACAUGACAUGUAAGAGAGGAAAUUGACUUAACCCUUCAACUCCCAAGAUCUUAUUAGUAAUUCUCCUUACUGUCUGCCAUAUAAUUCUUGUGGUGUUAGUUUGUAGAAUUUGGUAUUGGAUCACCUAAUAACCCCCUAGUUAAUAUUCUUUUUUAUUCUUGUCACUUGUCUGCUUGGUAUUGUAUUGGUCCUGUAAGAAAAAAUUCUGUCUUGGUCACUCAUGGUAGUUAAGGGGUUUAUAUUGACUGCCAGGUGUCAAUGUUUUUUUUUUUCAUAGGUUUGUUUCAAAGAUGCUGUGUUUUCAUUCAACCCAAGAAUGAUUCGUGGGCUAUACUACAACAUGCCAUUGGUAAAAUAAACCUACAAUAAUUAAAAUACUUUAAAGCUAAUAUUUACACGACUCUAAACUAUUCACCGUUAACAUUUACAACAGAUAUGUUUAACAAUCUUACAGGUUCCAAGUUGUGUUGGAAGUGGUCUUUUUAAAGCUUUUUCAGAGCAUAUGCUACAUCGCCUCGGUGUAAUACAAGACAAUCAUAGAGUGAGUAAGCUGUGCAUGCAUUUAAAUUAAAUCAGGUAAUCUAGAGGUUUAUUUACCUGGGCAUUUUUUUUUAUCCAAUUUUGAAUUAUUUGACACUAUUUUGUUUAUUUUGUGUUUUUUAUGAUUUAUUGAUUCAAUGUUCAUUUUCAAUUUUUUAGGAAGAUGAAUUUAGAAUAACACUGUUGGAUCGAAGCACAAAGUAUCGCAGAAUUCUAAAUAGAGAUGAGGUAUGAAGGAAUUGAACUUGUUUUUCUGGAAUACUUGUGCUGUAACACUGCUACUUUCCAAGUAAAUGCUUGCUAUAAGGAUCAUGUUAUUAAUUGUACAGGGACCACUUACUGCUUAUAUCUUGAUAUGGAAUUUUUUGCUGAGCACUAAUGACCUACUAUGAACAUUUCUUCACUUUUCAUAUAUAUUAUCCAUUUUAUCAGUUCAGUUGUUAAUACAAGUGAUCCUAGAAGAGCAGCCUUGUAAACAAAAGUCUCAUAAAGCACAGUUGGUAGAGCACUGGAACUAAUACUUGUAAAAGUUUUAGGUUGACUCCUGUUAAAAAGUAUUUAGAAUUUAUUUUUGUUUCACAAUUUGUAUUGUUUCCAACAUGCAGCUUGUGGGUGCAAUGAUGAAUGUUCCAAUGUUUAAAGUGAACAUUGUUGAUUACACUUGGUAAGAUACUUCAACUAAAUUGUCAUAAUUGCCAUUUUUCUCUAGCAUAGUUUAAUACUAUGAUUACAUUUAAGUAACAAUUUGUUUUGCUGGGUUUUUUUCCUUGUAGGAAAAUUCCAUUCUUGGAACAAUUAAAGGUGUGUGAACUUUAAGUUUUAUCAGUUACAUUUCUCUCUCCAACUGCAGUGUAAAUGAAUAUUGUUAAACUGUAAAAGUAACCUGUGAUAGACUGCCACCCCAUUCUGGGGGAGAGGCAAUAGUCCUCAUCAUUUUAAGCCACAUAAACUUGGAUGAGCUACAGAUGUAGUAAAUUAUGAGCCUAAAGGCAGAAAAGCUACUACUGAGAAGAAUCUAAGAACUUCACAAAUACUAGUAGAUUGAAAAAAUCUUCAUUAUCACUCUCCCAAUUGUUGUCAUCAUGAUAAUCAUCUUUAUCAUUUUCUUCAUCGUCAUCAUCAUCGUCAUUCUCGUUAUUAUCAUCACGAUAGUUUUGUUGUUUGUUUGUUUGUUUGUUUAUUUUUUCAGAUAACGCACAAUUCCGACAUAUUUAUUGGAAUACAUGGGGCAGGUCUCGCGCAUGCGCUGUUUUUACCGGACUGGGCAGUACUUUUUGAACUGUACGUAGCGCAACAUAAUGUACAUGCAAUCGCUGUCCAUAAAACCUGUUGAUGUUCCCUUGUGGAAAUACCAAUUUUUGCAACUAAAUCAAAAGUGACUGUUACUCUGCUCCCUAUGUUAAAGUGUUUGUGUCAAGCAAUUUUCAAAUGAGUUUCAAUCUACAGUAGUUUCAUAAUGUAUCUGCUUCUCUUUGCUAUGCUUUCUGAUUGCCUUAGAAAGUUUAACACCACCCCUUAAUCAGGAGCAACACCAAAAUACUUUGCAGGCUGCCAGCUACAUGUGUUCACUCGGAGGUUCUGCCCUUAUGAUAAGGUACUUAAAAUUAAAUUUGAUUAAGGAAAGGCUCAGAAUACGUGUUCGCCCCUCAUACAAAAAGUCUGCCCUAUACUGGUGUUCACGAUCCAGCGUUGCUAGUACAGAAAAAUGCCUAAAAAACCUCAAAAUUGAUUUGUAUUUAGGUAUAAUACCGAAGACCCUGCGUGUUACAGUGACUUAGCAAGGCUAAGGUAAGAUCACCAUGAAAUAUGUUUGUAACUGCACUUAUAUAUAAUUUUGUUUUAAAGACCUUUUUUCGUUUUAACAGGGGCGUCAAUUACAUCACGUGGGAACACAACGAGAAGCUUUAUCAGGAAGACGAGGUGAGUAACAUGCCACACUGGUUUCUUUGACUCAGCCUGGUUACACAGAUGUUAGGAAAUUGUUCCUUGUUCGACGAAUUAGCCUGGUAAAGAUUUACCAUUUCUGGAGGUACAUCUCCGCCCAAGAGGCUUUGAACAUUGCUGAUGUUAGCAGUGUGCAGGACACCUGUCACAAGUGGAACAUGUUACCCUGUUCCAGAGACCCGCUUGAGAUCUUCGAGCGGUCUAGCACAAAAAAUUAUUUCGUUUUUAGUACCAGACCCCUCGUAGACCUCCCGCUAGUGAGCUAAGGGGGCCGGGUCGACUCUCGCAAACUUCGUCAGAAGCCUGUGAGGUGCUUGGUCAGAUGAGCCCAAGUGAGCCUGUCGGUGAGGUACUGACCGGGAGCGUGGCAUAGACUAGAACCGGUUAUAUGACAAGGGUGGAGCUCACAUGUGGGUCUCCCUGUAGUUCAAAAUGUAGAGCACCAGAAGGAGAAGAUUUUGAAAUGUAUUUUGGUUAAAUCAAAUAAAUAUGAUGCUUAUUUUAACAGGGACAUCAUCCAACCUUAGGAGCUCAUGCUAAAUUUACAAAUUAUGCCUUCAAUGUGGACGAGUUCAUGUGGUUGGUAUACAAGGCGGCAGAUGCAGUUAAAGAAAGCCGCCAUAAACUGUUGAACAGCACUCUAAGUAGCAUUCUUAAUGAGGGAUCUACCAGCAAGUCGAGAGACGAGCUCUGAGAUGGCGACAUGAAGCUUCGUUAGAGUGAGUGAAAGGUUCAGUACAUCAGUAUGGCAUGAACUUCCGGUACGUGGGGGUUAGGGACUGUCAACGAUAACAGUGACAGAUUGUCAUGUCGACCUCCACGCCGUGCCUCACUUUAUAUGACAAAAAAAGGCUUACAAAGGGGGGAUCACGAGCACCUCAGGAACCCCCCACCUAGCUACGCUAUUGAUUCAUGUGAACGUUUACCAUCAUUUUUGCCUGAAAGGUAUACCAGUGCAUCGCACGUUACACUCCUUACCUCGGCCUCCCUCCCGGCCUCCCACCCUUCAGCCUUCAGCAUUUUUCGUCAGGUUCCCUGUCAGAUAACCGGUGCCUAUCGUUUGUGCUGUUCGGAGAGAGGCCUUGGGAGAAUUAAAUGACGACGUGAUUGAACUCGGGUCGCAAAGGAACACGGGAUCUUGUCACUUGGCUCUAAAAUGGUCUAUUUUCUUAAAUAUUUAAUCGAGCCAUUGAACAUACCCAGAAGGUAAAACUUCUUAAGUUUCUCUUAAAGGAUUUUCGCGGUAAUCGUUUUACUAUUAAACAAUUCUAUUGUCUAUCAGCGAUAGUUCCUGAUCCAUUUAAAUACUGACUGGAGAAUCUUCAAGGGUCAUCGUUAUGAUUACUAUGGACAUACUAGAUAAGAAUUUUUUUCCAAAUUUGACCACAUGCGCGCAGUUAAAAUAAGACUACAUUGCAAUAGCAGCUGGGUUUUAUUUGGUCAGCUACAUUGUAAUUCUUUUGACGUAUGGCUGGUCAGAUACUAAAACAUAAUUGUCAAAGGUUCCGUAUGAAUGAUGGAAAUUGUUAAUUAUAAAUCGUGCAUUUAAGUUAUUGCUCUUUUGUCAGUUGGGCAGCUGAUUACUGUAAAAUUGUUUGUCAGUUUGUGCGUAGUAUAGACUGUGACAUAAAAUAGCUUAACUGCGGACGUGAUGCAGCUCAGUUCGUUAUUUUUUGUGGGAUGUCGUCGAAAUGGACAUUUCAAGCGCUACCGUGGUUCGAGAGAUAUAUUUGUGCCGUAUUUUUUAUGUUAUUGUCCUCAUUACAACUGGUAUACAUCUAUUGAUUUACAUCUAUAAAUGUUGAUAUUUUAGUGUUUCUUAUCUAAACGCUGGACUUGGUAUUUGUCAAGAAUAAUUUUAAUUCACCAUGAAGUUUGUUUUACAUCAGAGUAAUAGCAAACAUGCGACAGAAGGAUUCACGAUGUAUAGUUCUAUUUUUUUCCGUUUUGGCGAACAGUGAAAACUUUUCGCUACCUUUACUGUUCAGUCUGUCAUAUUAAUCUGCCUAAUCAAUUGAUUUACCUUUUCGACAAAAAUUUUGUCUUCACCUUUUUUUUUAUUUAAUAAUUUUUUUCCGGAAAAAUCUUGUCACUCAGCAC